UAACGACAUCGAUCUUCAGCUUCGGGUUUCCUCCAUCACGCCAGAGGUCGUCCUCCCGGAACUUCGUCCUUUCGUUCGGCCUCAAUGAACCGCCAACGCCUCUCUACCUUCAACCUUCCCUCCGACAUUCCUACGUUUUGGCAGUCUGUUGUGGACCCCGCUCUAUCGUUCAGAAUCAGGCAGUUGGACGUGCCGAUUUUGGACGCAACCAAGUGGGCACAGUGGUGGCACGCUUACAUGGCGCUCAACUUCUGCCUCCUCGAAGUCGUUUUCCAUUGGGCGAAACCUGCUCAAAGGAGCAAGAAGGACGAGAUCCCGGACAACAAGUCGGAGUUAUUGAUUGUCCAGGCCUGGAGGACGGACACAAAGGGUGAGAUUUUGGGGAUCCUGUUUGGGGAAGUAUGUGACGGCCACCUGGAUUCAAUCACGGACGAAGUGCUGGUGUUCUUGACCCAACUGCUGGACGACCUACCCUUGGACAUCCUCUCGCACUGCGACGAAAGGUCGGGGACUGCCACACUCGCCCGUACCUUGACCCCCUAUCUCAUGUGGUCUACGUGCACGGUGCUCGACGUGGAUCAUUGCUACUAUCCCUUUGAGGGCGCUUACCUGGUUAUUGACGUCACUGAUCUCUCCUUCUUGGAUCCUCUCAUCCCGCGAGUGAACGUAGCAGAGACCAGCGAGGAAGCCGAAGAGGAGGAAGAGGAAGCAGUCGAGGAAGGGAUCGAGGAGGAGGACCAUCUUCAGUACACGGAAGGAGAGGAAAUGCCAGAAGAGGAAGAAUCAGAGGCUGAGUCGGACGAUCCCGAUUAUCACGAAUCGGAGAACGCGGAGUCAGAAGAGGCCAGCUUGGAACGGGAGGAGACUGAGGAAGAAGAGGCCAGAUUGGGUGAGUCGAGCGGUUCCGACGAACUGAGCAGGGAAGAGAGAGAGGUCGUGGCACAGAGGAAACGGGCAGUGGUAGAAGGCAAGCAGCUGAUCGAGGAAUUGGGAGGGGCACCGCCGCAAUUGCUACAGGGCGAUCCGACGCUCAAUUUGGAACUGCCACAAGAAGAGGCCGAGAGAAAUGGAGGCGCCACGAUAGAGGGAUCGGGAAGCCGGCGUCGCCGAAGAAGCGAAUCCCCGGCCCAAUCCUUUCCCCGACCCAACCUUCGCCUACGUCGAGAUGCGGGCGCUCAGGCUUCGUCCUCGAUUGUUAUCCCAUCGUCCUCAUGACUUCCUCACUCUUCAGCAGCUCGUAGGCCGACCCCCAUUCCCUG
Messenger RNA from Chara braunii, 1259 nucleotides. The record is from the annotation of a GenBank genome assembly. NCBI's taxonomy places the organism in Eukaryota, Viridiplantae, Streptophyta, Charophyceae, Charales, Characeae.